AUGGAGUCGACAACGAAGGAAUCGACAACUGCCGAUCCUACAACAAAGGCUUCGACCACGAAGGAGUCGACAACUAAGGCAUCGACAACCAAGGAGUCGACAACCAAGGCAUUGACCACGAAGGAGUCGACAACGAAGGAAUCGACAACGAAGGAAUCGAACGCGAAGGAAUCGACUUCUACAAAACAGACCACGCUGGCAUCGACCACGAAGGAAUCGACAACUACCAAACAGAUCACGGAGGAUUCGACAACGAAAGAAUCGAACGCGAAGGAACCGAAAACCAAAGAAGAAGAGACGACAAACUCCGAAAAAGAAGUCCUGAAAAACAGUGUAUCAUCGGACGGGUCACCUCGACGGGCAUUGUCGGGUGAUCCAAACGAUGAAGACCGUCCUAGUCUUGGCGGUUCUGACAACGAUCCUUUGUUUCGGGGAAGGCUCUGUCCUCCAGAUAGACAGGAACUUCCUGGUCGUCAGACCCUACUCGACGUUCGGGCUGAGAUGCUACCACGGCAAGAAAAAUGCCUUGGACGUCCGUUGGCAGUUGCCGAAUAA
Anneissia japonica is the source of this 555-nucleotide messenger RNA. Its product is annotated as salivary glue protein Sgs-3-like. Bases 1 to 555 code for a protein of 184 amino acids. The record is from RefSeq and is a predicted model, not a curated record. The transcript is spliced from 2 exons. Lineage: Eukaryota; Metazoa; Echinodermata; Crinoidea; Comatulida; Comatulidae.